Colletotrichum karsti is the source of this 579-nucleotide messenger RNA. Its product is annotated as transporter particle component. Gene Ontology annotation, cellular component: cytosol; cis-Golgi network membrane; TRAPP complex. The transcript is spliced from 4 exons. The coding region runs from base 1 to 579 and encodes 192 amino acids. The record is from RefSeq and is a predicted model, not a curated record. Gene Ontology annotation, biological process: endoplasmic reticulum to Golgi vesicle-mediated transport; intra-Golgi vesicle-mediated transport. NCBI's taxonomy places the organism in Eukaryota, Fungi, Ascomycota, Sordariomycetes, Glomerellales, Glomerellaceae.
AUGGCUGCAAGCAAGGCGACUCGCUUAGGCGAGGAGAUUUGGAAAACCCGCAUCGACAAGGUGAACGCCGAACUCGUCACUCUGACCUACGGAACGAUCGUCGCACAGUUGUGCAAGGACUACGACAGCGACUAUGCCGAGGUCAACAAGCAGUUGGACAAGAUGGGAUAUAACAUUGGCCUCCGGUUAAUCGAAGACUACCUGGCCAAGUCGAACACGAUGAAGAGGUGCUCCAACUUUCGUGAGACAGCAGACAUGAUCGCAAGGGUCGGUUUCAAGAUAUUCCUCAACAUCACACCGCAAGUCACCAACUGGACGACGGAUAACAAGCAGUUCUCCCUGGUGUUUGACGAGAACCCGCUGGCGGACUUUGUGGAGUUGCCCGACGACGGCCGGGCGCAGGACGAGCUGUGGUAUUGCAACAUCUUCUGCGGCGUGUUGCGGGGAGCAUUAGAGAUGGUGCAGAUGCAGGUGGAGGCACACUUUAUCAGUGACGUCCUGAGGGGACACGAUACGACGGAGAUGCGAGUGUCGUUGGUACGCUACAUUGACGACGAGCUUCCGCCAGAAGACGACUGA